Molecule: messenger RNA, 2190 nt
Organism: Sturnus vulgaris (Common starling)
Lineage: Eukaryota; Metazoa; Chordata; Aves; Passeriformes; Sturnidae
Gene: HTR2C
Product: 5-hydroxytryptamine receptor 2C
Biological process (GO): chemical synaptic transmission; release of sequestered calcium ion into cytosol; locomotory behavior
Cellular component (GO): dendrite; plasma membrane
Molecular function (GO): G protein-coupled serotonin receptor activity; neurotransmitter receptor activity
Source: RefSeq, a predicted model, not a curated record
GAUCCUCGUCCCGCUCACCCACUCCUGUCCCUGCCAGCAGUGCUGCAUCCUCACCCACCAGAUGUGCAAGUGGCUGCAGAGAGCUCCCCUCCCUGAGCACAGGUGCUCUCUUUCAAGAAAAACAAUGGUGAACUUGGAAACCAGCUGGAGGUUGCAAAGUCUCCUUUCUCUUGAGGUUGGUGGCCAAUGGUCGUCAUCUACCAUACCUAAGGAAACUAGAAGAGCUCCACACUAACUUCUGUAAGGUCUACUUCACUAUGGAAGUUCAAAUGAUUUUCUGGCUCAGGUUUUGUGAUGUUCGGCAUCUGCCUUGGACCUGGAAUUUGGAAAAGGGAUCAUCUCUGAGGCACGGUUAAGAGACAGAGAAACCAGCCCCAGACAAUGAGCACUUUAAGUAGCACUGGAAUAUUACUCAGCUUAACAACAGUGUCUGUUACACUGGAUUUUAGUUUGCAUGGUGGUCUGAUGGCUUGGUCCUUAAGCAGCAAUUUGACUCUGAACCAGAGUUUGCCUACAUCUGAUCCUCUCAACACCUCUGAGAAGGGCGAAGCCUCUCGGAUGUCCGUGAGGGAGAAGAAUUGGCCAGCCCUCCUGAUCUUGGUUGUCAUCCUGCUGACCAUUGGGGGAAACAUACUGGUAAUUAUGGCUGUGUCCUUGGAGAAGAAGUUGCAGAAUGCCACAAACUUCUUCCUGAUGUCACUGGCAGUAGCAGACAUGCUGGUGGGUAUCCUGGUCAUGCCCGUGUCGCUCAUUGCAGUUCUGUACGAUUAUGCUUGGCCUUUGCCUAAACAGUUGUGCCCUAUAUGGAUUUCCCUAGAUGUGCUCUUUUCAACUGCAUCUAUUAUGCAUCUCUGUGCCAUCUCUCUUGAUCGGUACGUAGCAAUUCGCAAUCCCAUUGAGCACAGCCGCUUCAAUUCCCGCACCAAGGCCAUUAUGAAAAUUGCUGCAGUUUGGACCAUAUCCAUAGGGAUAUCUAUGCCUAUUCCGGUCAUUGGUUUGCAGGAUGACUCACGGGUGUUUGUAAAUGGGACCUGCGUCCUUAACGACGAGAACUUCGUCCUCAUUGGAUCCUUCAUGGCUUUCUUCAUCCCUCUCAUCAUCAUGGUGAUCACAUAUUGCCUGACUGUCCAGGUGCUGCAGAGACAGGCCACGGUGUUCAUGUGUGGAGAGGUGCCCAAGCAGAGAAGGAGCAGCGUGAACUGCCUCAAGAAGGAAAACAACACAGAGAACAUUUCAAUGCUUCACAAUCACGAGGGGGCAUCCCACUUGAACUCUCCUGUAAAUAAGGAGGCUGUGCUUUUCCGGAAAGGAACGAUGCAGUCCAUCAACAAUGAGCGAAGAGCCUCCAAGGUCCUGGGCAUCGUCUUCUUUUUGUUCCUCAUCAUGUGGUGCCCGUUUUUCAUCACUAAUGUCAUGUCUGUCCUUUGCAAGGAAGCCUGCGAUAAAGACCUGUUGAGUGAACUCCUUGACGUGUUUGUGUGGGUGGGGUACGUGUGCUCCGGGGUGAAUCCCCUGGUGUACACUCUCUUCAACAAAACCUACCGCAGGGCUUUCUCCAAUUACAUCCGCUGCCAAUACAAGCCUGGUAAAAAAUCAGCACUGAGGCAGAAUCAGUGUCUGAAUGUGGCUUCAACAGCUUUAUAUGGGAAAGACCUGACUUUAACUAGUUAUCGAAAUGGCAAUGAAUUCAAUAGCAUGGAACUAGAUGAAGCUGAGGAGGGCCUUGAGAUGCAACCAGGGACCUCAGAGCUCUCCAUAAACAGCUGUAAUGUUGUAAGUGAACGAGUGAGCUGUGUGUAAAAGUGACUCUCACAGACCUCUGCUAUGGUGUAUCUGUAGCAAAAAUAUAUUGUGUAAAAAUGUAAGUGUCGGUCAAAGGACAAUGUAAAUAUUGCAUUCUGAACAAAGCUUUCUUUUUUUUUUUUUUUUUAAGAGAAAAAAAAGUUGUCUUUCCAGUCCAGUACUUAAAAUAAUAUAUAUUAAUAUACUGCAGUGAAGUUUAAGGUUCUAUAUUUACUGUUAAUACUAGAUCAGAACUAUUAGUUACUUUGCAUAUGUCAUGGACAAAAUGUUUGAAUUCUUCUUCCAGUGCAUGAACAAAAAUGCUGAAUAUUUAUCUCAGGUGGAAUUUGCUGGAGUCCAGAAUGGCACGUUAAUAGUUAUAUAUCAAAUACAUGCUAUUAGACUUGG